This is a messenger RNA of Carica papaya (papaya), 1513 nucleotides long. RefSeq names its product zinc finger protein 7-like. Gene Ontology annotation, biological process: negative regulation of abscisic acid-activated signaling pathway. The record is from RefSeq and is a predicted model, not a curated record. Lineage: Eukaryota; Viridiplantae; Streptophyta; Magnoliopsida; Brassicales; Caricaceae.
AAGAAUUGAGAAUGGGACGCUAAACACAAACAUUUUCAAGUAUCUUCUUCCUUUUCUUUUUUUUUUUUAAUUUUAAUUUUUAUUUUUGGUGGGACUUCAACAGUAAAAUCUCCACCUUUUCCCUGUCUGUAUCUGUACUUGCUCUCUCUUUCUCUGUAUUCUUCUCUUUCUCUCUGUCUCUCUCCUUCCAUUGAUGUAUAGCUGUUGAAAGAAAACUGGAAGAGCCCAAAGUUCAACAAAAGAUGUGUUUUUAUCUGUUCUCUUUUCUCUAAUUAAUUUUUUUGCCCCUGGCUUUCUCUGACUUUGCUCCAGCAAACCCAUCUCUCCAACUUCUGCUUUCCCAUAAUGGAAACCCACUUCAUUACUGUCUUGUCUUAGCCAGCCUUUCAUUAUACCCAGUACUCUUCUUGGUUGCAGCAACACAUCACAUAACCAAAGGCUGCAGUCUCAGGUUACCACUACAUGUGAAGAACUGCAUUGUGAAUUUUCUGGGACAGAAACAUGAUAACACCAAACUCCAAUUUGGAAUCCGAAAACGAUUCAGAAAUUAGCAGCCAAGUAGCUUCAAACCUUUCAGUGCCAGAAGCAUCUCCUGAUCCUUCUAAGGACAGUGCCACAACAUCUUCGUGUCUCACGAAUGUCAUAAAGCUCCAAUCCGAUCCAGGUUCCCUUUCGCUAGACUUGACUCUAAGUUUCAAUGCUAGUGAUCAAGCAGAAUUGAAGGUUACAGGUGAGGCUACCUAUGAAGCAGCAGCAGCAGCAGCAGCUCCUCAAUCUGAAACAAGAAUUUCAAGGAUAUUUUCGUGCAAUUACUGCAGGCGAAAAUUCUAUAGCUCGCAGGCAUUAGGUGGACACCAAAACGCUCAUAAAAGGGAGAGGACAAUGGCAAAACGUGCAAUGCGGAUGGGAAUUUUCUCGGACAGGUAUACUAGUUUGGCAUCAUUGCCACUUCAUGGUUCUGCGUUUCGAUCACUGGGUAUCGAAGCUCACUCUGCAAUGCAUCAAGGCAUCAUACCAUCACAGAGACCAGUUGAAACUAGAGGAGUAGCAAGGUUUCAUCAGGAUGGGCAUUUUGGUAUGCCAAUAUUCAUGGAAGAUGAAGAUGUGGACUUGUUCUGGCCUGGGAGUUUUCGACAGGUUAACGAAGGAAUUGGCCUAAAUUCAGAUUCAAAUUUGGCUCAAAACUCAAACAAUAAUGUCGUUGCUGCAACACCAACAUCACCAAGAACAGAUACUUGUCCUGAUCUUACUUUAAAACUUUAAUAUCUAUUCUUGGUUGGUUGGCAGCUCCAAGUAGACAUCGGUAUUCAUUACAGUGUACAGCGGCUAUAUAACUUAAAAUUUCCAAUAUUCUAUAACUUUGUUUCCUUAUUCUUGUGAUUUGCUUACUGCACAAGUCAAUUUCAGGCAGUGAAGCCGGUUGCUGCAAUAUGCAAUUUGUUUUUCCUGUUUGCAAUCAAGCCAAACACUGGAUCUGGAAUCAUAUCAACUGAAUUGGAAGAGCUUUUCUCUU